Messenger RNA from Solenopsis invicta (red fire ant), 4733 nucleotides. RefSeq names its product nuclear pore complex protein Nup160 homolog (gene Nup160). Gene Ontology annotation, molecular function: structural constituent of nuclear pore. NCBI's taxonomy places the organism in Eukaryota, Metazoa, Arthropoda, Insecta, Hymenoptera, Formicidae. The record is from RefSeq and is a predicted model, not a curated record. The coding region runs from base 143 to 4363 and encodes 1406 amino acids. The transcript is spliced from 14 exons. Gene Ontology annotation, cellular component: nuclear pore.
AAUUUCUCCUAAUAUAUGUUCUGUGAAUAGAACACGAGGCGAGCGCCAAAAACCGUUCGAUAACCGCUCAAAUAUACGGCGGUUUUUUCUGUGAUGUAAGUUGACGUACUCGUUUUAGUGUCUCCCUGAAAAGUAUCGGAAUAUGGUAGAGUUUCCACUGGGGUAUCGCGAAGUCGUACCGGAUCAAACUCUGCCAGAGAAAUGGAAGGAAAUCACUCUGAACACAGGUGGAAGCCAAAGUACACUACAAGAUAUAAAAGUACCAGAGAGGGCAGGUGGCUAUUCAUACAAGGAUUCUUCUAAAUAUUUCACUCGUAAUCGCUUCAUUUAUUGGCGCAUUUACCAUGAUAUACUUGAAUUGGUCGAACAUAGCUUGGACAUUAAUCUUGCUAACUGUCGUGUGAGAUACAAAUUUACAGACACUCCGAUUCUAGAUGGAAUUUCCAUUCAUGAGACAGUUAACUCUGUCGUUAUCUUGAUUGUCACUGUUUCCAGUGUUCACAAGCUUUCCUUCUCUCAUCCAGAUAAGAUCCACAAUCAAGAAAACCUAUUGGGCACAUACACUGACCUUAGUGUACAAUCGAUAUUUAGCGAAGCCUCUGCACAAAAUGCCAGAGAUCCUCAAACAUUUCAUAUUAUUUCUAACGCUGGAGCUACGAAUUCUCCAGUGCCUCAUGCAGCAGCUUCGUGGCUUACAUUGCCGCAAGAAGAAGCAUUGUUCGCUCUCGCGUAUAGUUCGGCCACUAUAUUACUCUUGAGGCUUGACACACUCACAGGUUUUGUGCAUACCAGCGAACUGAAGCAAGACUCUAUAAUGCCCAAGUUCUUAAGUGGCAUAGCCACUGCGUUUAGAAGUCGUAAUACCGAAGCUCACGUAGCUAUGUCUCUUAUUAUACACAGUUACGGCAGCGACACGUAUCUGUUUGCGCUAUGUCGCGAGGGCAAUGUACGUGUAUGGUCUUGCAACAAGACGCAGUGUAUAGCCGUGACAGAUGCAGCAACCGAAAAUCGUAUGGUUUCACAAGGUGCGCAAGGCCACGUCUUAAGGAAAGCUUUGGGAAACGAUAAUGAAUUGUAUCUUGGAACUUUCUUAAAAUUCGGCACAGGAUGCGAAUUCAGCAUUCUUAAACCUGUACAGGACAACGGCAUAUUUAAGUUUAUGAGAUUAUGUACGUUAUAUGCGCCGGAUCAACACCUGGUAGAUUUUGCAUUUACACCAACUAGAUUGUGGGCAGUGUGGAGAACUGUGGACAUGGAUGCGGUGGCGGUGACGCACGCACAGUUACCGUUAACACACCGCAUUAAUCCUGAAUGGGAAACCACGAUCUUGGAGCAAGCACGCGACAGAGAUUAUAUCAUAACUGAACCUGGAACGGAUCCGAGGGAAGCAUACAUUAAUUAUAUUUUUCACCCUGGACAGUUUUCUUUGACGGACAUCACGAAAGCUCUGAGCAUCUAUAGGAGAUCGAAUGUAGUAGCGGAAAUGACAUUUUCACCAGCCGUUUUAAAAGAGAGAGUGUGUAUGGCCGUGGAGGCCGAGAUGCAGGCGGAAGUGAUGGAUUAUGUGAUUAUGGACGAGGAUUAUCUCGAGAUCGCUAAUCGAUGCUGGUCGAAAUUCUACUCGUGCGUCGUUCAAUAUCACGCCAAUGGUACUCGUCCCGUAGGUCUACUUUUACUGCCGAGCGUUUAUGGCGUUGUGUUAUUGAAGAAAUCCUCGUUUUCGCUUCUGAGACCUAUGGAAGCCUUGGAGCAUUUGAUUCUCUGCAAUGAUAAGUCCUAUAUUUCUCGAUUCAAAACAACGCCUGUUUUAUCGCAAGAUGAAGACACGUGCCAAGAUCUAAUUAUUCUGAUGUCCGCAUUGGUCAUGUUGGGAGAACAGCUAUCUGAAGAGACCAAAACGGAAAUCGAGAGAGAAUUGUACCAUCUAAGGAGUCCAGAUAUCAUAAUCGACGAUUUGUUAUCAAAAUUGAUGUUGGAACCUGACGAUCCGCUGUCGGAUUUUGAUUUCCAAUCGGAGCUUUGUCACAAAUUGAGUAACGUUAAAGACAUAUCAGGUGCCAUGGCUAUGUUACUGGAAGCUUUAACGUACGAUCUCGGGCAGCCGAAUAGGCUGCAAUUCGAAGACGAUCACGAGACUUCAAGAGUCCUGUUGAACGUCAGUCAUCUGUUCGGCAGUCAGCUAGGAAUUUCCGCAGUAGCAGAAACCAUAACGCAGAUAGCGCUCUUGAGAUUUUCCAUCUGCAGAGAUUUAUUGAUGCUGCAACAACUUGUAUUACUGCGUCCCGAAAUAUUUAAUUCCAGAUCUUUGCAUACUAUAAGAUCGUCGUUGGCACCAAGAACCGUUGUACUUACUCAAGCUUAUUAUGUCGUCACGUGGAUAUGCGAAUCGACGGCGACGUAUACUCCUUCGCAAUCUUUACUUGAAUCCAGCACUCAGCGUCUUUCAACUCUUAAACUUGCUGAUUCGCGAAUUAAUGUUGGACAGAGACAGCAUCGAUCUCUCUCGCUGUUAGAGCUGUUUAUUCAUAGCAGUGGUGCGAAACAUGCUCAUAUUCUGAUGGCUCAAGCGAAUAUGGAUCCAACGACUUUGAUACCUUGGCAUUAUAGUAUGCUGACGCAUGUGACGCUUAUCGCGCAACUUGUAUGGCCAAUAUCCGGAAAUUUUAUCUUUCCCGAAUGGUUACUCUCCAGUUGCCAAUUCCUGCUUGUUCAGGAAUACGUGAGACUUCUGAACACGUGGUGCGAGUGGAACAGUGCUUCGAGAAAAUUUAUAUUAGCGGUUGCCUUACUAGAAAUGGGAGAGAUGCAAAAAGCGUGCGAUCACUUUCUUCGUGCUUCCAACGGGAUAUUGACCGACGUGUUUUUAGUGGAUGCCUUACUCAAUUCUAAUGUAACGUCAAGAAACAAGGAUCUAGUUCAUUAUUAUCUGAAAGUUAUCAAAUUAUUUGAGGAACACAAUGCGUCCGAUUGUAUUAUAGAGAUUGCCGAAACGGCCAUAGCAACUGCCGACGCGGACGAUCUGAAUUUGCCUACGCUUCAUUCCAUAAUAUUCACACAACAUUUGAGUCUGGGUCAUCAUAAGGAGGCUUACGAUUGUUUAAGUGUAAAUCCAGAUCCUGUACGCAGAGUUGAUUGCUUGCGGCAAUUGGUCGUUACGUUAUUCGAGAAAAAAUUGUUAAUAGAUUUAAUUUCUUUUCCCUAUGUCGAUAUGUACGACGACCUCGAGAGAAUAGUGGAAGGUAGAGCCAGAAGUGUCGAUCUUAUGGAAAACAAUUAUUAUAAUUUUCUGUACAGUUUCCAUGUCAAUAAACAAAACAUGCGGAAAGCCGCAUCCAUAAUGUACGAACAAGCUAUGCGUUUGAGUCAAGAGCCUCACUCCGCACCGAUUAUAGCGAAACAGGCGCAAUGUCUAUUGGCGUGUAUUAAUGCUCUGCAUCAUGUGAGCGAAAAGUACAGGUGGAUUGUAAGGCCUGUAAUUGAUCAAAACAUUUUUAAUGACGUAAACUCAUCGAAUCCACAGAAGAAGAGAAGCGUUGAUGGAAGAGAGGUGUUGCACUACAAGAUAAAAAAACAAGUCGAAGUUCUCGAAUUGAAUGACAUCAAGAAGGAAUAUUAUAUAGUAGAUGCAAGAUUAAAAAUAUCGAAAGUGAAUUCGGAAAUGCAUAUAGUUGCACAUACUGAACUAUCUGAUCUUAUCGUCACUUUAUGUAGCACUGGUUUGUAUGCAACGGCGCUGCACUUGUGCGAUGAAUUUAAAAUCAGUAAAGCCUCUGUACUGAAAAGUUUGACUUCUCAGUGUAUCAAAUUGAGCCACCGCGAGGAUCCAAAUGCUUGGGACUGGCUAAUACAGAAUGAUAUAUUUGAUAUUGGAAUAUCUAAUACAACUAUUACAAAUACCGUUUGGAGACUGUUGGAGUACUUCACAUUGAAGCACGAAAACAGCGAUAACUGCGAGCUACAUAGGGCCGUUGCACAAAAAUUACUACAGGAUGGAGCCUUUCUGCCACAAUGGUUAUUAAUAUCGUAUAAGAAGCGAAAUGCCUCGGAGCUUCUUCGUCUCAUGCUAAAUACUGGUCGAUUAGUGGAAGCUAGUGACUUGGCGGUAGAUUACAUUAACGCGGUAUUAGGUAGCGGUCAAGAACAUUUUGGUCUUAAAAUGCCAUUAGUAGUUACCGCGCCGCCUACUUGGUUACCGCUUAAUACCAUAGAAGUACUGUUGAAUGAAUUACAGCACUUGAGUAAAGACUCGGCUCACACAGAGAGCUACGAGAGAUUAAAUUCAACGUUAGAGAAAUACUUGGAGACGGUAGAACGCGUUUCGGAAGACAUGAUUAAAAUGAAAAUGAUGAACGAACAAUCCUAGUAAAUCAAGCAAACUUUUUGUAUCUAUGGUUCGUGUAUCAUCUCUCAACUGGUCUCCUGCGAUGUACAUACUUAUGUCAAUUUAUAUUAUUACUGCAGUAACUGAAACAGUAUAAAAAAGUUAACAUUUAUAAUUUUUCAAGUUAUUUUGAUUUUUUUUAUAUCUAUUAAAUAGUAAGCUUUCCAUUAUGUAAUAAGGGAGUUUGUUUUCUGGUGAUUUAAAGUGCCAAGAAUGGAUUGUAAUAUACUUUACACAUCUUGUUAGAAUACAUCUCAGUAUUUAUUAUUAUUAUUUCUAUAGCUUCAAUAGCUACAGAAUAAAGUUAAUUAAUAGGAACUAUAAUGAAAUUAUAAGUACCUAUGUUUUCUUA